Candidozyma auris is the source of this 504-nucleotide messenger RNA. RefSeq lists its product as uncharacterized. The record is from RefSeq and is a predicted model, not a curated record. The coding region runs from base 1 to 504 and encodes 167 amino acids. Gene Ontology annotation, molecular function: hydrolase activity. The transcript has a single exon. NCBI's taxonomy places the organism in Eukaryota, Fungi, Ascomycota, Pichiomycetes, Serinales, Metschnikowiaceae.
AUGACUUCCACUCGCUACAAGUACACCCUAGGGUUCAUUUACUGCCCCAAAACCUCGCAAGUCCUUUUUCUCAACAGACAGAAACUGCCAUGGAUGGGGCGCUGGAACGGUGUUGGCGGGAAGCUUGACGCUGGUGAGUCACCUCUAGAAUGUAUCAUUAGAGAGACCAAAGAAGAGACGGGACUAGACGUGCCUCUGUACAAGGACAAGGGGGUAUUGCGGUGGGUGAAAGAUGACAUUGAUCUUGGAGGCGUUCACUUGUUUGUAGGGGAGGUUUCACCAGAUUUCGUGGCGGCUUACAAGACUCCCAGGUGUUUCUGCCAUGAGGGCGUGCUUGACUGGAAGAAAGUCGAUUGGUUGUUACAUAAGGACAACACAGGUAUUGUGGAUAACAUCAAAAUCAUUUUGGAAAGCUUGUUGACUCUGGAUGAACGGAACGUUUGGAUUGCAGAGUACAAGGAGGGCGUUUUAUUUCGCUGUGAGUCACUAGGGCCAUGCAUUUAG